CAAUUCUUCAGUACGCUGCAGAUGUCAAUAUAUAUAUUGAGCGAGCAGGUACAAUUAUUCCAGAUAUGGAUAAUUGGAAAUUUGGAUAUAAUCAUAUAGAGUAAGCACGCGUUUCUCUGCAUAAACUGCUGUUCAUGAAUAUUCAAAUACGGAGGCUAAAAUCUAAAGGCGCCUACUGUUAACUCACCAAUUCAAUUCAAACACGACUCAAAUUGGUACUCACACACCAGAAAAAGUAAUCACGACAAUCACGCCGACAUCAAUUCGAUCUUUCUACCAAUUGUUUAUCCACAUCGCAUACAAUUCACUGAUUCACGAUCACGCAUAUUUGGUGGACUUUCAUUUUUUGUGAACUCAAAGUUUUUCGAUCCGUUGAUUUUGAGAGAUAAAAAGUGGAGCUCAGCUACUAGAUAAGCAGAGGAAGUUGAGGGAUGGAGACGGUAAUGGAGGAGGAAGAGUACAACUGGAGAGAAGUGGUGUUGUCGCCGCUUAAACCGCUUGUACCGGAGCCCGAACUGGAUCCCGAGCUUGACCGAGAGACCGGAGAGAGAAGAAGGGGGCGCGACAUCAUGAUCGCUGUGGAUCACGGCCCUAAGAGUAAGCACGCCUUUGAUUGGGCCAUCACGCACCUCUGCCGCCUCGCCGACACCGUCCACCUCGUCUACGCCAUCUCCAGUUUGAACAACCAGAUUGUGUACGAAAUGACUCAGGGUCUCAUGGAGAAGCUCGCCGCCGAGGCGUUUGAGGUUGCUAUGGUAAAGACAAAGGCUAGGAUAGUGGAAGGAGAUGCGGGAAAAGUAAUAUGCAAGGAAGCAGAGAGGUUGAAGCCUGCUGCUGUAGUGAUGGGCACCAGGGGCCGAAGCUUGAUUCAAAGUGUAGUAAAGGGCAGUGUAAGUGAAUAUUGCUUCCAUAAUUGCAGAACAGCACCAAUUAUAGUCGUUCCUGGUAAAGAAGCAGGGGACAAAUCUGUGCUGUAAUGGAUGAACAGCUUAAGGAUCGUCAGAAGCAUGAAUAUGGUGGUCGUAUCUCUUCUAGUGAAGACAGGAUUUCUUUCUGUUGGAUGUGAGCUUAGAUAUAAGAUUGUGAUUAGUUGAUUAAUUUGGUGUUUGUAAUGUAUUUUACUGCUGUGUGCUCAUGUAUUAGUUUGGUUUGUCUGUAACUAUUUUAUUGUACAAUAAAAUAGUAAUAACUAUGAUAGUUUAUGUUA
Molecule: messenger RNA, 1207 nt
Organism: Salvia miltiorrhiza (redroot sage)
Lineage: Eukaryota; Viridiplantae; Streptophyta; Magnoliopsida; Lamiales; Lamiaceae
Product: universal stress protein PHOS32
Exons: 5
Coding region: 432-977 (181 amino acids)
Source: RefSeq, a predicted model, not a curated record